AUGUGUAUCUUCACAGUCGACAGGUACUCGACUAGAAUAUGUUUCACUUUCAUUCUCGUUGAACCAUGUGGAGAGAAAUACAUGCGAAAGGGGACCUGCGAGUGCGAGGUUAGGACAUGCCAGUCAGCAGAAGUAGAGAGGUGGUUGGGAAAUCAGGUCAAGCAAAACACUGUUCUAGUAUGA
Molecule: messenger RNA, 183 nt
Organism: Alternaria burnsii
Lineage: Eukaryota; Fungi; Ascomycota; Dothideomycetes; Pleosporales; Pleosporaceae
Exons: 1
Coding region: 1-183 (60 amino acids)
Source: RefSeq, a predicted model, not a curated record